This is a messenger RNA of Micromonas commoda, 758 nucleotides long. RefSeq lists its product with no specific name. Lineage: Eukaryota; Viridiplantae; Chlorophyta; Mamiellophyceae; Mamiellales; Mamiellaceae. Gene Ontology annotation, cellular component: nucleus. Gene Ontology annotation, biological process: ubiquitin-dependent protein catabolic process; protein ubiquitination; mRNA processing. The transcript has a single exon. The annotation marks the transcript as partial. The record is from RefSeq and is a predicted model, not a curated record. Gene Ontology annotation, molecular function: zinc ion binding; nucleic acid binding; ubiquitin protein ligase activity.
AUGGCGUCAACGGUGCACUACAAGUUCAAGUCCCAGAAGGACUAUGACUCAAUCGAGUUCGACGGCAUGUUCAUCUCGGUGGGAGAUCUGAAGCGCCAGAUCGUGGACAAGCGCGGACUCGGCCGCGAUCAGGCCAUGGAGCUCCAGCUGACGAACGCGCAGACCAACGAGGACUACGAGGAUGACGCCGUGUUGGUGUGGAAAAACACGUCGGUGAUCGCUAAGCGCGUGCCGCGGGACCAGCUCGCGGCGGUGGGGUCCGAGGUUGGGUCCACCACCGUCAAGAAGACGGUGUACGUGCCGCCGCCCCAGAUCCCGACCGGGACGGAAUUCAGGAAGCCACCCCCGCGACGGAACAUGACCUACAUCGCGCCCGGAGCUGCCGGUGCGGAUGGCGCCCCCGCGGACACGAGCGCCGAUCCGUCCAUCGCCGCGCUCGUCAGCGGCGCGGCGUCCGCGUGGGAGACCGAGAAGGCGGCAGCCUCAGCCAUGGGCCGAGGCGCGGGCAGGGGAGGCGGCCGAGGCGCCCCCGGCGGCGGGAGGGGCAUGGGAGGCCGCGGACGCGGCAUGGACACCAGCGGACCGCCCCCGCCCGGGUAUGUCUGCUUCAGGUGCUCCGUACCCGGCCACUGGAUCCACCAGUGCCCGACGAACGGCGAUCAGAACCUCGACGUCGUGCGCAUGAAGACCGCGUACGGCAUCCCCCAGAACCGUCUGGAGCACACGGAGGACGGCGUGCUCGUCGCGCCGACCGGUGA